This is a messenger RNA of Nezara viridula (southern green stink bug), 1758 nucleotides long. The record is from the annotation of a GenBank genome assembly. Lineage: Eukaryota; Metazoa; Arthropoda; Insecta; Hemiptera; Pentatomidae.
CAGAUCCCAGUGCUAUGGUUUCGCUAUCUGCGGUGACAGAGAUAACGAGUUCUGUCUUCGCGCAACCAGCUUAUCACUAACUAUACUCGGGUGGUCUUAGACGGGAUAAACAUGAAGACACGAAAAAAUCAAAUAAAGAUGGUCCCUCCCGAUGGAGGGUGGGGAUGGCUUAUCGUUUUAGGAUCAAGUUUAAUAAAUUUUUCAACAAGAGCCAUUGAACCAUCAUUUGGGCUGCUUUUCGGAGAUCUCCUCAAACAGCUUGGGGUCGAGACAACGGGGGCAUCUUUGGUCAUAUCUACACUGGGUGGAAUCGUCAACUUUUCAGGGCUGGUUGUCGGACCUUUAAUAAAGAAAUAUACUUACAGAAAAGUAGCUAUUUUGGGAGGAGCGAUAAGUACCGCUGCCAUCCUUCUGACUGCCCCCGCAAACAGUAUGCUGCACAUCCUAAUUACCUUUGGAGUUCUCGGAGGUAUUGGAUUCGGCCUUGCUACUGCUUGCACCCUGGUAGGCAUCAAUGAUUACUUCUCCAAAAAGAAGGGACAGGCGGUUGGUCUUUCAAUGACUGGAACUGCUGUAGGGUUUAUGCUGAUGCCUCAGAUAGUCAGGUACUUGCUGGAUGAAUAUGAUUUUCGUUCUGCACUUCUUAUAAUAGGCGCACUAUCUCUUCAUGCUGUGGUGGGCGCUUUUCUGUUUCAACCUGUUUCUUGGCACAAGAAAGCAGUAAUGAUUGAAGUUGAAGAAGAAGCUAACACCCUCUUGCCACCUGAGAAAAAGAGUAGGUCAGGAUCAAUAGAAACCACAAAUGGAGUAAGGCAUAAUUUGAGCAGUCCAAAUUUAGAAGGAAGAAAGAAUUUGCUUAAUAUUCCAUCUUCAGCUUUUUCAAGAAAGGAAUCUUUAAUUUCAAAUGUUUCGCUCUUAGAUGAUGCUGGAAAUACACUUCACAUACAACAGGGAAUCACUGAGGAAGAAUCUGACAAAGAAUUGGAAAAAAUAACUGUUAAUUCCUAUGUUGAAGAAACCAGCAUAAAAAAUAAUCUGAAGGAUAAAUCAAAAAAUACGAUUACGAAAUCAGUAAAAAAUCAUUUGUCAAGGUUUUCUAAAUUUAUGGAUCUAGAUCUCCUAACAGACGGUGUAUACUUGAACAUCCUUUAUGGGCUGUCAAUGUGCAUUGUGGCUGAAAUGAAUUUCAAAUUAAUUGUACCUUUCUUUUUAUCGAAUCUUGGCUUCACCCAUUCUGAAAUUGCAUUUGCAUUGUCGUCAAUGGCUGUGUCAGACAUAUGUGCUCGAAUAGUUGUACCUCCAAUAAUGGAUAGGAUAACAUUCUCCAGGCGGGCCACCUUCAUAUUUGGCUCUAUUUCAGUAGCAUUAGGCCGGUCAUGUUUAGCUUUGCAGACAACUAUUGGACCAAUCAUAACUAUAUUAGUCAUAAUUGGUUUCUUCCGUGGAAUAUCUCUUACAUCAUUUCCACUUGUUUUGACAGAAUAUUCAUCUGGCAAUAAUUUUCCUUCUGUUCUUGGUUUGUCGAUGGUUAGUAGAGGGAUUUUCAUAGCAAUCUUUGGACCUCUUUCUGGAUAUAUAAGAGACGUAACUAAUAGCUAUCCUUUGUUUAUUCACUCCCAGACUAUUCUAAUAACUUCGGUAUUAAUUGCUUGGAUUAUAGAAAUAAUCAUCUUAAAGUCUAAAAACAAUAAGCAGGCAGUGCCACAUGAUUUACAGAAAGAAGCUGGAGAUAAAGUUACAGUGACAAAAGCGUGAUGG